Molecule: messenger RNA, 787 nt
Organism: Phytophthora sojae
Lineage: Eukaryota; Oomycota; Peronosporomycetes; Peronosporales; Peronosporaceae
Exons: 1
Coding region: 1-660 (219 amino acids)
Source: RefSeq, a predicted model, not a curated record
AUGAGCUUCUCGUGCGUCGUACCCGUGUCGCCCGUGGCCGCGCUCAAGCGCGCCCGCAGCGCCGACGACGACCUGCGCCUCCUCAAGGUCAGCAAGCAGGCCAGCGACGCCUCCCCGCACUCGCCGCGCGCCGUGGCCGCGGCCGUGCUGGCCCAGCGCCAACAGCAGCAGCUCCACCAAAUGCAGAUGCAGCAGCACCAGCAGCAGCAGGAGGCCGUCUCGCCCUUCGUGCUGGCCUGCGGCAACAUCCGCUACGCCAUCACCUUCAUCCAGAACUCGCGCCGCCACGCGCUGGCGCUCUGCCUGCAGAACCAGUGGGAGCGCGCCCUCGCCGUGCUCGAGAAGAUUGAGCGCGCCAACGACAAAAUCUCGCGCCAGCGCCGCACCAAGGUGCGCGAGCAGGCCAACGCCAACCCGGACCGCGUCUUUGACGCGCAGGCCAUGCCCUCGCAGCCGCCGCAGGUGCCCUCCCCCGCCAAGGCCUGCAAGCCCAAGCGCCGCGUGCGCUUCAGCGACGAAGUGCAAGUCGCCGAGGUCGAGAUGAUCGACCGCUCCUGCGCCCCCAUGCCCAUGCUCAUGCGGGACGAGAUCCUGGUGCUGCGCGCGUCGCGCCCGAUCCCGCUGCGCAACUUCUCCGAGUUCUGGAGCUCCUCGUCGUAGACGUACCCCCUGUAUCCGUCGUCACCCGUCCGUGCACUGUAGUUUGUAGCAUCUAUCCCUAUUUAUUGCCAUUGCUAGAAACGAAAGCAAUACACUCUAUAUGCUGGCAUCUCAGCCAUCUCCACUC